This is a messenger RNA of Fusarium sp. VM40, 1590 nucleotides long. Lineage: Eukaryota; Fungi; Ascomycota; Sordariomycetes; Hypocreales; Nectriaceae. The record is from the annotation of a GenBank genome assembly.
AUGUCAAAAAAUCAAGAUAUCGUGGCGGCUUCUCAAUCAGAGGCCCGCCAUGUCGAGGACAACGCCAAAGGGGGAGAGGACUUCAUCGAGGACUCAACCCCCGGCCUCUUCCUCAACCUCUGCGUCCUCGCAACCGCCAUUGGAGGCAUGCUCUUCGGCUACGACACUGGCGUCAUUUCCGGUGUUCUCGUAGUCCUCGGGGAUGACCUCGAUGGACGAUUCAUGAGCCAUGGAGAGAAGGAGCUUAUCACCUCUCUUUGUGCUGCUGGUGCCCUGUUUGGUGCUAUCAUCGCUGGAGUUACGGCUGAUAAGUAUGGACGUAAGCCUGCCAUCUGGUUUGCAUCGGUACUUUUCACCCUGGGCGCUGUUGUGCAAGCAUCGUCGUACUCUCUCGUUCAAAUGUGUGUUGGCAGAGUUCUUGUUGGUCUAGGCGUCGGUUCAGCCUCAAUGAUUAUCCCUCUAUACAUCGCAGAAAUUGCACCUGCUAAGUACCGCGGCCGAAUGAUCUCAAUCGACAUGGUCUUCCUUGCGACCGGUUCCCUCCUGGCGUAUGCCUUCGAUGCGGCCUUUUAUAAAGUCCCCCACGGAUGGCGAUACAUGGUUGGACUGGGCGGUAUUCCCUCAGUUCUUCUUGGAGUACUACUCUUUUGGUGCCCGGAAUCGCCACGACAGUUGAUCUUCCAUAACCGAACAGACGAAUGCUUGCAUGUCCUCAGACGCAUGUAUCCCACCGCCAACGAAGCUCAAGUCCACCAGAUGAUGGCCCACAUCCAAUAUGGCGUCACACAAGCAAAAGCUCUUAACGAGGAGGUCUCAGUUCGCCAAUCUCUCAAGAGUCUUUUCACUGUUCCUGCAAACCGCCGGGCUGCCAUUGUCGCCUGCGGUCUUAUGGCUACUCAGCAGCUCUGCGGCUUCAAUACCAUGAUGUACUACUCCAGCACUCUCUUCCAGAUUGUCGGCUUCAACAACCCCAUUGCUGUCGGAACAAUUGUCACCGCCACAAACUGGAUCUUUACCUUCCUUUCCGUCUUUCUUAUCGACAGGGUUGGACGUCGCAGACUCUUGCUCUGGACAAUGUGGGGAAUGCCGGUGUUCCUAGUACUAGCAGCUGCAGUCUUCACCAAAAUUCCCAUCGACCGAAACACCCUGGAGCUCACUGACGAUAAGAUUGGAUGGCCUGCCAUUGUCGUUCUAGUUUCCAUGAUCCUCUUUGUUGCCAGCUACGCUGCUGGUCUGGGCUGUGUACCAUGGCAAGCAAAUGAGUUCCUCCCAAUGGAGGUUCGUGCUAUGGGUACCAUGAUGAUCAACAUCUGCAACUGGGGUCCCAAUAUCAUCGUGUCGUCUACCUUCCUGUCAAUGAUGCGGGGAAUCUCUCCGUCUGGAACCUUUGGAUUUUAUGCUGCUCUUUCCUUCAUUGGUCUUGUUUUUGUGUACUUCUGUUACCCCGAGGCUGCUGGAAUGACCUUGGAGGAGGUGCGUGUCGUAUUUGAACACGGCUUCGGUGUUCGCUAUGCAGAGGAGUGGCGCAAGCAGAGAAAGUUGGGAAACAUCACCCAUGGGGUGAAUGAGACUACCAAGGAUGUUGUUUGA